Molecule: messenger RNA, 978 nt
Organism: Rhizoctonia solani
Lineage: Eukaryota; Fungi; Basidiomycota; Agaricomycetes; Cantharellales; Ceratobasidiaceae
Exons: 6
Coding region: 1-978 (325 amino acids)
Source: RefSeq, a predicted model, not a curated record
AUGGAAGGCGAAAAGGACGAUGUCAUGUUCUACUUUGGCCGUGCAUUCCGUUCUUUGAAGCGAACUGAAGGCGAAAUGGCGCGUGUGUUCGUCAACAAAGUGUCACCCCUUAUUCGAAACAGCCUGUCUCGACAAACGCUCAAGUCUCUGAUCAAGAGCAAGCCCGUGUACGACUACCAGAAAGCCAUUGGUGGUAUUACAUCUAUGUAUCGUACCGCAGUGGGCGCGAUCAACGAACCGGCCGUGCCACUCCCACCCGAGGAACGCCAACAACUACGCAAGCAGACCGAGCAAAUGACCGAUUUAGAGAUCGAAGCUGCUAUCGCGCCCCUAUUCGACCAUUUCGAUCACAGCGACGCAGGAAAUGAUCAUGGUCAAGAUGUGGAAAGAGAUAUUGGGCACGCUGGAGAAUUUGUUACUGCCCCAUUGAGCGAUGUCCCGACAGAUAUGAAACCUUUGGCGCAGAAGGAGGUUGAAAUUGUCUUCAAAUGGCUCAAGUUCUUGCAAAACUACCUCUACGCGGAUGGGAACGGCUUGUCAAACGAGCUGCUUCAAAACAAGAAAUAUCGUGAUUUGAUGACUGUCCCGCUAUACUACGACUGGAAGACUGACGAUCUAAUGGAGCAAUGUGUGCGCGAAAUGCAGCAGAACUUGCGCAGCGCACAGGGUACUAUGCGUCGGGCCAAGUCAGUGUAUUCCCAGAACAGUCUCGGUACUAUCAAGCAACGGAAGAAAGACAAGAAGAAACAGAACCAGAAUAACAACUCUGAUAUAAUUAUGCGUAUCUUGCGUAUGAGGCCUGGUACAAGCGACUUUAUCCGCCAACAAAUUGCCAUCCAAGCUCAAAUGCAAGGCGAAGCGGAACGGGGCCCUCAGCCCAGGCUACGGCCACCGAUGUCAUCAAAUGGCGAAGGAAGAAGAUCGUGGCGGGCCUCACGCGCAUCUCCUGUCCCGCCCGUUCCACCCCUACCACGUUAA